AGGAAGCUGCCCGCAAAGUAAAAAGGACAUAAACUAAAGGCAAAGAAGACUUGAACCACAUGCAGUGUCUAGGGGACAGGAGUUCAUGGGCUGAGGGCUUGGCUACUCCCCUGACCAUAAAUGGCUUGGCCAGGGUUCUCUUGGGACCACCUCUGGCCCUGCCUCCCCAGCUCUCCCAGCCGGGUGUUCCUACAAAUGGGAGACACAAGUCAAUAGCACCAGGGAGAAAGGAGCUUGCCGCGGGCAGAGUUUGAGACGGUUCCUAGGAGGCUGUUGGAAAUGAGCUUUUCACUAAACUUCACAUUGCCAGCAAACACAACUUCCUCUCCAAUUGUCACGGGUGGCAAAGCAGCAGACUGUGGGCCCUCUGUUGGACUAGCAGCAGGCAUCCCGAGCCUGCUAGCCACAGCCCUGCUGGUGGCCUUGCUGUUUACCUUGAUACAGCGAAGACGAUGCAGCCCUGAGGCCACUGAGGAAAGUGAAAGACCAUGUGAAAUUUCAGAAAUCUAUGACAAUCCGAAGAUAUCUGAGAAUCCUAGGAGGUCACCCACACAUGAGAUGAACACAAGAGGUACACAAGAAGCUCAUGUAUAUGUGAAGACUGUUUCAGGAAGUGAAGAACCUCUGCCUGACCCUUACCGUCCUCCUGAAGAAAUGGAGAGAAGGAGAGGAUUGUGGUGGCUUGUGCCUAGACUGAGUCUAGAAUGAUAUGGAUUUGCCAGGGCAUACACCUGGAGCUGGAACAGGACUGAAAACCCAGGGAUACAUGCCUGGGGAGGAGGGAAACUAAGCUGCUUCUUUAAUCUGUGUAAAUUUCAUUUAUAGAUCUGGGACACAUCUGUGUUGAGUCUUUUUAGAGGACAGAUCCACUAAGGGCCAUUAAAUCCUCAGAUCUUGUGGUUAAUGAGCAGUGUAGCAUUGGGUGAGUUUGCUGUGUACCUGGAUGGAGUCCCUUGGGUCCUGUUUCUGACACUAGAAAGAAUUUGCUUUUCUCUGUGACUUUGGAAAAUGAGCUUAAUUUCUGCAUGUCUUGCCUUCUUAUCCCACCCCCCCCAUCUUACUCCCCCCAUCUCUCAAAAAGAAAAGUUGUAAGAACAGGCAUCUCUGGGUAUGCUGGUAAAGGCCAGCUUGAUAUGAAUUAGGAUGCAAAGGAAACUUAUAGACUGUGUAUGAAAGAAGCAAUUAUAUAUUUCUGAAUAUCUCAGGGUAAAAUCAUGUGGAAUCACACACUCCCUGACACAGGGAAGCACAUGGCUGGAUUCUGUCAUACGGCGGUGCAAAGGGGAUGGACUCCUGAGUCAGACCUGCCAUUGAGCAACGGUGAAACUUCUGGGGGAAGUCAACUAACUUUGUUAAGCCUGUUUUUGGAUUUAUAAAAUAGGGGACAGUAUCACUUGCUUCAUGUGGUCAUUGGAAAGAUAACAUAAAAAUAAAGGGAAGUGUUUUCCUCUUAUUAAAAUAUUAAAUCCCUAUUCUUACCUCCCUCUAACCUCUUCCCAGUUUUCUUGUUAAGUCAAGUAGAUGAUCAGCAGCAGUUGUUGCCCAUAGUCACAGAAUCAACAAGGAAAUAUUUACUCUAAACUUUCUCCAUCGCCUACAGUUCCAACUGUUGACAUUUAAAGACAAUGCUAGUUGUCACUAAAUGUCCACUGAGUACCACCAUAGACACUGUCUGUCCUUGUAUGUCAAUCAAGUUCCAAAUUCCAAGCGUAGAAACCUGUGUUACAUGUGACAUUCAGGAUGCUGAAGUUUGUGAUCGUUAAUCUUCAUUAUCAACUCAAUAGGAUUUAGGAAACAGACCUCAAUAGGAAACAGACCUCUGGGUGUUUCCAGACAGGUUUAACUAAGCAAGGAAGAUCCACCCUAAAGUGAGUCAAAUUCUCCCAUGGGCUGGGGUCCUGGACUGAAUAAAAAGGAGACAGCAGGCUGAGCAGCAGCGUUUAUGUCUCUCUGCUUCCUGACUGCAGAUGCAGUGUGACCAGCUGCUUCGUGUUCCUGCCUCCAUGCCAUGCCUUCCCUCCGUGAUGGACUAGACCGUCAAACUGCCCUUAAGUUGCUUUUGUCAGACAUUCUGUCAUAAUAAUGAUAAAAGUAAUUGAUAUAAAAUUCAUAGAUUCAUAGUUUAAUGACUCUUCUUUGCAAUGAGGUAUUUUGCUUUGAAGUAUCAUAAUAAAAAAACUGUAUCAGGAAUAAAGAUCAAGAGGACCAAGAAUAAACACAGGACCAAAGGAAUGGACUGAGUAGCUCUAUACCUGCCGUUCAUGGGAAAUCUUGAGCCAGCAUCAACAAGCAUGGGCCAGGCCUCCAAUUUCAUUUCCUGAGAUGGCUUUCAGAUGGCCUGGCCACCCCUUUCUCCUAGUGCCCAACCUUUGAACAGGCCAGGCUUCCUAGUGGGAGAGAUGAGGUCUCAGGAGAUCUAUGGGAAUAUCCACCAACUCUAUUAGCCAGAUUGAUAUCCCAGGAAGCCAUCUUUUCUCACAUGGGGCCUCUGAUUGCUCAGAAAUGGGCCUAUUUUCUUGAUUAACUAGGAAUGAUUCUAUAAACCCAAUCACCGUCACACACUACACCAUCACACACUAGCAACUGCUUUUCAAACCUUUCUGAAAUUCAAUUUUGUUCUCUCUUCUGAAUUCAGCCACUUAGACAAGCAGAUUUCAUCAUUUCAAGCAGAUGAUGCUAAUGCUCUCAUGCCUGAGAACUCAGGUGAGGUCAUGGCUUUGAAACUCAUGGGUACUAGCUCUAGCCCAGUGUUGAUUACCUGGAACUUCAUUCAAUUUUAUACUUAUAAAACCAGCUCCAGGGAGUUGCUAUGAAUCUGGAUUGAAAUAUGUACAUCGGUAAGCCUUGAGCCUGUAAAGAAAAGGUAUGAUGUGUGUUUUCAACAAUUUAUUUUAGCUCUACUUACCAUCAACUGUGUAGAAUCUAUUUCAAAUUGUUUUUAACAAAACUCACAAGAUUCAAUAUUUCUGUCAGUGCAAACACUUAUUUUUUAAUAAAGUAAAAAGUAAAAUGGC
Molecule: messenger RNA, 3014 nt
Organism: Nannospalax galili (Upper Galilee mountains blind mole rat)
Lineage: Eukaryota; Metazoa; Chordata; Mammalia; Rodentia; Spalacidae
Gene: Opalin
Product: oligodendrocytic myelin paranodal and inner loop protein
Exons: 6
Coding region: 280-708 (142 amino acids)
Cellular component (GO): plasma membrane; cell-cell contact zone
Source: RefSeq, a predicted model, not a curated record